This is a messenger RNA of Stegodyphus dumicola, 706 nucleotides long. RefSeq names its product protein tyrosine phosphatase type IVA 1-like. Gene Ontology annotation, biological process: protein dephosphorylation. NCBI's taxonomy places the organism in Eukaryota, Metazoa, Arthropoda, Arachnida, Araneae, Eresidae. The record is from RefSeq and is a predicted model, not a curated record.
GUUAAUCAAAUUCAAACUUUCUUAUUGAUGGAAGUACUGGUAGGGAGUGACGAAUAUUGCCGUGCUCAGCACAAAUAAACUUUAUCCAAACUAGUGAAGGAAUUAAGUGUAUAUAUUGUUUUUACUGUUUUUACAAAACACCUAAUCUUCCAGAAUCAUCUACAUAUGGGUUUAACCACGUCCAAAAGAGAAUUUUUAUGCAAAUUGCUUGUGCAAAAUCUGCUGUACAGUUUUCUUCUGUCCUAAGGCAUUGUUGGUAAAGUCAUUGCAGCAGUAUUAAAAAUUUUUAAAGGUAAAUAUUUUUUUAAAAGUUUAGCAUUUCUAAAUUCCAAAUAGAGCACAAGGAAUGACCAGUAUGAAGCAAAAAUCAAUGCGACCUGGACCAUCAGAAAUUACAUACAAAACCAUGAAGUUUUUAAUCAUGGAUCGGCCGACAGAUGCUACCAUUCCUGCCUUACUUGAAGAACUCAAAAAGAGGAAUGUAAAGGAUGUCGUCAGAGUUUGCGAAGCUACUUACAGUACAGAGCUGUUGGAAAAAGAAGGAAUCCGAGUUCUGGAUUGGCCAUUUGAUGAUGGUUUUCCACCUCCUGCAAAAAUAGUAGACGACUGGUUCGAACUUUUGCGCACGAGAUUUAAGGAAGAUCCAGACAGCUUUGUAGCUGUUCAUUGUGUGGCAGGACUUGGAAGGUAAUUAUUCCAUUUGUUG